UUAAGUUUUAUUAAAAUAGUGAACUGUCAUCAUUUUCACUGAUAUAUGUAAGGCAUGUGUGUAUAUAUGUGAUGAUGGUUUUUAUCUAUAAACAGACCGGCAAAUUACCGUAUUAUCAAUAUACUUUCCAAGUGCUAAAAUGAAAUUCAAAGCUCUCAAAGCAAAAUUUUAUCAACAAUUUUGUUCAAUUUAUUUUAAUAAAGUUUAGUUGGGAUUCAUAUUUUGGAAAGACAAGAAUUGGACUAAGUUGUCUGCUGAUUUGCACACAAAAUUGUUUUAUUUGACUUUCAGAGAUAAAAAACUUUUAAAAUUAAAAACAAUUUCUUGUUUGAAAUGAGUGUCAACGGUGGAAUUAUCAUUUGUGAUGGCGAAUUGGAAAUUGUGAGAAUCACAGAGGACCUUUAUGAUAAAACAUUAAAUUUAUUUCAAAACUCAUUCAUGAAAUAUGAAAAUGUUAGUAUUGCAACUAAUUUGUGUGGAAGUCAACAGACUAUGGAUGAAAUGGAAAUAUUACUAAAAUCAAUUUUAAAGGAUGGUGUUUCGUUUUGCGCUAUACAUCGUGAAACCAAGGAGGUAGUAGCAAUGGCUGCUAAUAAAUUUAUAUGCCCUUCAGCAAAUAUUGGUCUUGAUGAUGUUUUGGAAUCAUUCAAAAGUAAAGAAAUGCGUUGGGUCUCCAAUUAUUUAUGUACCAUGGAAACUACUUUUGAUCUGUUCAAGGAAUGGAAUGUCGAUUGCGUUGUAGAAAUCGUAUUCCUUUCCACACAUAUUAACUUUGGAAAGAGAGGGUUGGCAGCUACAAUUUCUAAAUAUUCAAUUGACUUUUUCAAACAAUUAGGUAAUUGUACAUUAACGGAUGUCAAUUCGUUACCGGCUCAUGUUCGGUCACUUAAGCCAGAAGCAAUAUCGUCAACUUUUACAUCAAAAUUUUCACAGAAAGUUGGUGAAAAACUGGGAUUUACUACAGUUUAUAAAGUUGCCAACAAAGAUUUUGUUUAUGAGGGAAAAACCUAUGCUGAACUGAUUGAUCCAAUUCAUGAAUUUUCUACUUUCGCAGCUAUUCGACUGUGAUAAAUUGAUUUUGAAUUAAUAUUUAAUAUAAGAAAUUAUAUAUGUA
Molecule: messenger RNA, 1114 nt
Organism: Teleopsis dalmanni
Lineage: Eukaryota; Metazoa; Arthropoda; Insecta; Diptera; Diopsidae
Exons: 5
Coding region: 334-1068 (244 amino acids)
Molecular function (GO): N-acetyltransferase activity
Source: RefSeq, a predicted model, not a curated record